Messenger RNA from Aedes albopictus (Asian tiger mosquito), 1567 nucleotides. RefSeq lists its product as uncharacterized. NCBI's taxonomy places the organism in Eukaryota, Metazoa, Arthropoda, Insecta, Diptera, Culicidae. The coding region runs from base 1 to 819 and encodes 272 amino acids. The transcript has a single exon. The record is from RefSeq and is a predicted model, not a curated record.
AUGACACGCAAGCGGCGAGCAAAGGCUAAGGCCAAUUAUAAACCAAUCAAUUGGCAGCCGACGACGUACGAUGCGGACGAAUCGGACUUAGAGGAAUGGUUUGAAAUGCCUCGUCCGUUGCUCUCGACGCAUCCUAACUACCCGCUAGAGGAGUUAGAGCUGGACCUCGAAGAAACUUUGCAUACCAUUCGGGAGCAAAGGCCUUCGGGGGUAAUGAUGCCAGAAGACGUCAUAAAAAUUAAAAGAAUCAUUUACCUUUUCAUGCGUGACAUGAACAUCGUCACAUGCGAUGUAAAUUCUCGCUAUUUGCCCCCCAGCGCGACUUGCGAAUAUAGGGCGCCGGAAUCAGAACCAGAGGAAGAGAUCGAGUUGAUCAUACCUAGUUCCGAUUCCGAAGACUACGAAAUGUCCUUCAGCGAGCCCGAAUCUGAUUCGGAAGACCUGCUUCAGGUCGAAAAGGGAACGAAAAGGAGCCCUGUGUCACGCUACUCUUCUGGUUAUUUCACUCCCGAUUUUGACACCAGUAAGUCGGUGCUUCAUUCAUCCAAAAUUCCUCGAGACUUACCUGGUGAAGCUUUCCAAUCUUCAAAGCAACAAACUUCGAACCCCGAAUCCCUAAGAAAGCAGACCCGAUCGUUCAAGAUCCGGAAAAAGGCCAACCUGAAUCUUCGAGCGGAACCUACGGCCAAAGAACUGUGCAGCGAACCUACUUCGAUUUUGGAACUUUACCCUUCUACGAAAAUUCCCCGUUCCGGACGCACACCUGGAACCCCCCAAAAAGUCUUUUCUUACAACAAAAAGAAAAACAAAUCAAUUUAAAUUUUCAAUAAAUUUAUUUAAGGUUUCUUUCCAGCUUUUUCCAAUUUUUCGGCAGUUUGCCACAGUUCCGGUGAGGCGCGGGAGUAUCAGCAUUUCCCCAGUCGCCGGCGGCAGACAUCGCUGAUGGGAAGAUGAUCUGGAAAGAGAAAAAGUAGAACAGUUUUAGCAAUUUACAACACCGAAGGACUGUGGAAUUGUUAGUCGAUUGUGUUAAUUGUUAUGAGAAUCAUGAGCUGUUAGUCAUAAAUUAGUCAGACCAACGGAUGAAAGACUCCGAUCGGUCGUGAAGAAAGGCUAGCAUGCGUGGAAAUUAGAUCCAACUUACCUUGAUUUAUAAUCGGGGAUCCAUACCGGGGUUGGCGGGACCGGCGGAAAAUGCGAGGGAUAGAAUAUUUUACCUCCUUUUCCCCACCUGCAGAACUGCCGGGAGGGGAUCGCCCAACUUGAAUUUAAUUGGCCAAAGUCUAAAAUAAACAUCAAUCACCUGAGAUGGGUUGAUUAUUUCACAGUGUACACUGAACUUACCUGAUUUCAUCUUGCUCCGCCAAGAUGGUCAUCAAGGUCCCGGGACCAUUAUGGGUUUGCUAUGGGCCAAUCUUUCGUCGCAAAGAUUGUUGCCGCAUAGCCCAACAACCCAAGAAUGAAUCGAUUUCAUUCACCUAAAAGACACAUAUACAUCCGAAGAUUAGUCUUCGAUAUGUUUCAUUAAUGAACGUACGUAUUACUUACCACAAACACACGAAAAAGG